AUGGAAUGGUUGGCGGAAUGGCCGACAGUACAUGAACUAGUGGAUGAAUUAGUAUUAAGUCUGAAGCGCAGACAAUCACGUGGCUCCUAUGAAACGGCCAAGAUGACAACUCACGUACUAAGCAAAGUGCUCGAAACAGUCAAAUGGUCAACGGCUGGAGAAAUUCUAGAGAAGAUUCGUCAAUUAGGACACAUGCUCACGAAAGCUCAUGCUCAUGAACUUGCAAUUGGAAACGUAGUUCGUCGUGUGCUUUACAUUAUUCGUGAAGAGCAUUCCAAUGCAUUAAAACUAUCAUCAAUGGAUACGGCUGCGCCCGUCUCAGCUCCACCCUCCUCCAGUCGCAAUCACAAUUUGUCACGUUCUCUAGGGACGAUAUUAACUCCAGGUACAGACACAGAUUUGUCCAUUCCUAUUGCAGAUUUGAAAUUGUCGGUCAUGGAGGGGAUUGCAGAGCUUAUUGAUGAGAUUGAUAGCUUGCAUGUAAACAUUGCCGAUCAAGCUAUGGAGUAUAUACAUACAGACGAAGUAAUCUUGACGUUUGGACUCUCGCUGUCAGUUGAAGCGUUUUUGAAGAUGGCCGCGAAGAAGCGCUCGUUCAAGGUUAUUGUAGUGGAAUCUGCACCGUCGUUGAAUGGGCAACGCACGGCUCAUGCUCUGGCAGAGAGUGGUAUCCAUGUUACAGUGAUCCCAGAUAGUGCUGUGUUUGCCUUAAUGGCACGUGUGAACAAGGUCGUCGUUCCUGCUGCCGCUGUGGUUGCCAAUGGUGGCCUGAUUGCUCAGUCUGGACUGCAGAAUAUCGCGCUAGCUGCCAAAAAGUGCUCGGUGCCUGUGGUGUGCGUGGCAGGACUGAUCAAGCUAUCUCCAUUGUAUGCCCACGAUCUAGACGUUCUUAGCGAGCUCCUGUCUCCGUCUAGUAUCUACAAUUAUGAGGACAUCGUCGAGACCUUGGAGGUGCUAAACCCAGCGUACGACUACGUCCCGCCCGAAUGCGUGAGGAUUUUCAUCACCAACACUGGAGCCCACCAGCCAUCGUACAUCUAUCGUCUGCUCGCCGAGUACUACUCCCCGCAGGACUACCAGCUUAGCUAG
This is a messenger RNA of Peronospora belbahrii, 1089 nucleotides long. The record is from the annotation of a GenBank genome assembly. NCBI's taxonomy places the organism in Eukaryota, Oomycota, Peronosporomycetes, Peronosporales, Peronosporaceae.